Molecule: messenger RNA, 387 nt
Organism: Phycomyces blakesleeanus NRRL 1555(-)
Lineage: Eukaryota; Fungi; Mucoromycota; Mucoromycetes; Mucorales; Phycomycetaceae
Exons: 2
Coding region: 1-387 (128 amino acids)
Source: RefSeq, a predicted model, not a curated record
AUGCCUGAAAGCUUUGAUUUUACAUCAACUCCCCCAGAUGAGAAAACUCCAUGGAAGAACCCGAUAAAACACAGAGGAGAAGACGCCUGGAAUGGGUCCAAGGAAGCCCGUACUCACCCAGAGCUGUGUUCCACGGGUUAUGGUACAAUUGAUAUUGAUAUCGGUGCUGACUCUGACACUGGUUCUGCCACUACAACUGGCCUCUCCAAAUCUUCUACCAAAAACCCUGCACCACACCCUGACCAGCAAAACUCAAACUCAAACUCAAAACAAAAUGAAACAAAAUCAGAAUCUGAUGAUCUUAAAGAACAUGAUGGAUUUGGGCACACUGUACACACAAAACCAAGUCCACAAAACUAUGUUCACCGUGAUUUAAAGGACAUUUAA